CCUGUAAAACACUUCCAGCAUCCCCUCUCCCUAGCUUCCCCCCUAUCUCUAAAAAUUUGAAGCCAUCACAUGCACCCAGCUAGACAUGGAGAACAACUAUCCCAUGCUCUUAGCGACACAGCCCUCUUCGUCUACCUCCAGCACCUACCACUUCAUGGCUACUGCUGCUGGCACAAGCAGCCAUGACCAUGAUCACCGUGUAGCACAGGAAGGACACAGCGGCAUGAUGAGCCAUGUAUCGUUCUUGGGAGAGCUCUCCAACUCCAAGGAUGGUGCAAGUCCGCCCGGCCGUGGGGAGUCGUCUGCCGGGGGAGCCGGCGAGCCGGAUCAGUCGGCUGUCGUCGCAGGGAAGAAGAAAGGCGAGAAGAAGGAGCGGCGGCCCCGGUACGCGUUCCAGACGCGCAGCCAGGUAGACAUCCUCGACGACGGCUACCGGUGGAGGAAGUACGGGCAGAAGGCCGUCAAGAACAACAAGUUCCCAAGAAGCUACUACAGGUGCACUCACCAAGGGUGCAGCGUGAAGAAGCAGGUCCAGCGGCUGUCGAGGGACGAGGGCGUGGUGGUGACGACGUACGAGGGCACCCACACCCACCAUAUCGAGAAGUCCAAUGACAACUUCGAGCACAUACUCACCCAGAUGCAGAUCUACUCCGGCCUCGGCUCAACCAUCAGCAGUGCCCACAACAUGUUUCAGUGAACUGUUCAUGCAUGCACCAUGGAAUUGUACUACUCGUUCUUUCACAGAAUAUUCUCUUAUUUGGAGGCACCAUAAUUGUACUACUCGUUCUUUCAUAUCAUAUGUGCUUGCAUGAAAGAGAAUAUGGGCACUAAGCUUUUUUAGGCCCGUGAUUAUCUAGCUUAGUGAAAACCCGCUGGCAAACUGGUUUCUUUGGUCUUACUGAACAGGGCCGGUAAGAAGGCAUGGCCAGCAAAGGGCGCCGUUGAAAAGGUUGUCAAAUUAUUGGUCCAAAUUCUUUUGUCAAACUUA
Molecule: messenger RNA, 988 nt
Organism: Phragmites australis (common reed)
Lineage: Eukaryota; Viridiplantae; Streptophyta; Magnoliopsida; Poales; Poaceae
Product: probable WRKY transcription factor 75
Exons: 2
Coding region: 86-697 (203 amino acids)
Biological process (GO): regulation of DNA-templated transcription
Molecular function (GO): DNA-binding transcription factor activity; sequence-specific DNA binding
Source: RefSeq, a predicted model, not a curated record